GGAGGUGGGGUUGGCGAGGAGGAGGAGGAUGAGAAGGGAUGGAAGGGGAGGGAUGGAAGAGGAGAAGGAGGUGGAGAUAAGACAGAGCAGGAGGAGGGGGGAUGGAAGAGGAGGAGCAGGAGGAAGAGGAAGAGGAGGGACAAAGGCGGAUCAAGGAUUAGCUGAAGGAGCCGCGCUCGAUCCCUGCCUGAAUUCGCAGCCCCCACCUGUGGGAUCAUCGCCCCCCCAUCGCACCGAGCAGGAGCUGAGCAUGGAGAGCAGGGAGGACAAAUCCCCGCAGCAGAACCUGGUGGCAGAGACCGUUUUGAGCGACUCCACGGCGCAGGAAGCCAAUGGGGAGGAAAAGCCCCAGAGAUGCUGCACGAGGAGGGGCUGCAAACGCAGAUGGCGGGGAUGUGAGGGGGAAAGAGCCAGCCUGGGCCGGGAAGGCGGCCGGAGAUGGAGCCAGAGCUCAGAGCUGGUGCUCCAUGAGCAGCUCCAUGAUGGGGAGAAGCCCCACACGUGCGUGGAUUGUGGGAAGAGCUUCAGGUGGAACUGCGACCUGAUUGUGCACCAGAGGAUCCACACUGGGGAACGGCCCUACGAGUGUGGGGAGUGUGGGAAGAGCUUUAGCCGGAGCUCCAGCCUAAUCAGGCACCAAAGGACCCACACUGGAGAGAAGCCCUAUGAGUGUGGGGAGUGUGGGAAGAGCUUCAGGUGGAACUGCGACCUGAUUGUGCACAAGAGGAGCCACACUGGGGAACGGCCCUACGAGUGUGGGGAGUGUGGGAAGAGCUUCAAGUGGAGUUGCGACCUGAUCAACCACCAGAGGAGCCACACUGGGGAACGGCCCUAUGUGUGUGGGGAGUGUGGGCAGAACUUCAGCCGGAGCUGCCACCUAAUCCAGCAUCAGGUGAUCCACACUGGGGAGAGGCCCUUCGAGUGUUCCGUGUGUGGGAAGAGAUUUCAGACCAGCUUCCGUCUCCUCCGGCACUUUCAGAGUCACACAGAGGAGAGGCCCUUCUGCUGCCCCGAGUGUGGGAAGGGAUUCAAGCACAACUCCACUCUUGUCAAGCACCGGCGCAUCCACACUGGGGAGAGGCCCUACGAGUGUCCCCAGUGUGGGAAGAGCUUCUCACAGAGCUCUAACUUGACCAGACACCAACGGAUCCAUGAUGGGGAGAAGCCGCACACGUGCGGGGAGUGUUGGAAGAGCUUCAGGUGGAACCGCGACCUGAUUGUGCACCAGAGGAUCCACACUGGGGAACGGCCCUACGAGUGUGGGGAGUGUGGGAAGAGCUUCAGCCUGAGCUCCAAUCUGAUCCAGCACCAGGUGAUCCACACUGGGGAGCAGCCCUAUGAGUGUGGGGAAUGUGGGAAGCGUUUCAGCUGGAGCUCCAGCCUGAGGCAGCACCAGGUGAUCCACACUGGGGAGAGGCCCUUUGAGUGUGAGGAGUGUGGGAAGAGCUUCAGCCACCACUCUGUCCUGAUGCAACACCAGAGGAUCCACACUGGGGAAAAGCCCUUUGAGUGUGGGGAAUGUGGGAAGAGCUUCAGGCAGAGGGGCCAGCUGAUGCAACACAAGAUGAUCCACACUGGAGACCAGCCUUAUGAGUGUGGGGAAUGUGGGAUGAGCUUCUGCCAGAAGGGGAGCCUGAUGCAACACCACAGGAUCCACACUGGGGGAAAGCCCUAUGAGUGUGUGGAAUGUGGGAAGAGCUUUAGAUACAGCUCUGGCCUGAGGAAACAUGAGAGGAUCCACACUGGGGAACAACCCCAUGAGUGUGGGGAGUGUGGGAAGAGCUUCAGCAUCAAGUGCCAGCUGACGGAACACCAGAAGAUCCACACUGGGGAAAAGCCCUACAAGUGUGGGGAAUGUGGGAGGAGCUUCAGAGGAAGCUCGGCAUUGAUUCGGCACCAGGUGGUCCACACAGGGGAACGGCCCUACACCUGCUUGGAAUGUGGGAAGAGCUAUGGGUGGCACUUUGACCUGAGAAAACACCAGGGCACCCACACUGGGGAGAGGCCCUACGAGUGUCCCCAAUGUGGGAAGAGGUUUCACAGGAGCUCCGAUCUUCUCAAACAUGAGUGGAUUCACACAGAGGAGAGGCCCUUCCGCUGCCCUGACUGUGGGAAGGGCUUCAAGCAAAACUCCACCUUCACCCUGCACCGGUGCAUCCACACCGGGGAGAGGCCCUACGAGUGUGGGGAGUGUGGGAUGAGAUUCUCAUUGAGCUCAACUUUCACCCGACACCAACGGAGGCACUCAGGAGAAAAGCCACACAGGUGCUUGGAAUGUGGGAAAUGUUUCAGCUGGAGCUCCACCCUGAGGCAGCACCAGGUGAUCCACACUGGGGAGAGGCCCUUUGAGUGUGGGGAAUGUGGGAGGAGUUUCAGCCACAACUCCAUCCUGAUCCAACACCAGAGGAUCCACACUGGGGAAAAGCCAUUUGAGUGUGGGGAAUGUGGGAAGAGCUUCAGGCAGAGAGGCCAACUGAUACGACACCAGGUGAUCCACACUGGGGAAAAGCCCUAUGAGUGUGGGGAGUGUGGGAUAAGCUUCAGCCAGAAGGGCUACCUGAUGCAACACCAGAGGAUCCACACUGGAGAAAAGCCCUACAAGUGUGGGGAAUGUGGGAGGAGCUUCAGAGGAAGCUCGGCCCUAAUUCGGCACCAGGUCAUCCACACGGGGGAACGGCCCUACACCUGCUUGGAAUGUGGGAAGAGCUAUGGGUGGAACUCUGACCUGAGAAAACACCAGCGCACCCACUCUGGGGAGAGGCCCUAUGAGUGUCCUGAGUGUGGGAAGAGGUUUCACAGGAGCUCCGAUCUCCUCAAACAUGAGCGGAUUCACACAGAGGAGAGGCCCUUCCGCUGCCCCGACUGUGGGAAGGGCUUCAAGGAAAACACCAAACUCACCAUCCACCGGCGCAUCCACACUGGGGAGAGGCCCUACGAGUGUCCUGAGUGUGGGAAGAGCUUCUCACAGAACUCUCACUUGACAGAACACCAGGUGAUCCACAUGGGGAAACAGCCCUACAAGUGUGGGGAGUGUGGGAAGGGCUUUGGGUGGAGCUCCAACCUCAUCAAUCACUGCAAGAUCCACACUGGGGAGAGAACCUAUGAGUGUCCCGAGUGUAGGAAGUGGUUUCUGAGCAGCUCCAAUCUCAUCGUAAUGAGUCAAGGGGUCAGCUGGAAAUGUAUUUACGAUAAUUGAAAACUGUGGAUGAGUCAAGGGGCCAGCUGGGAGUAUAACUGAGAUAGUAGAAGAUUGCAUAUUUUAGUUAAGAUUUUAAAAUUAGUUAAGAAGGUAUGUUAGCUAAGCAAAAAUCACAUAGGUUAGUGAAAGAGUAACAAAUAUAUUAGAAAGUAAAGCUCGGAGUGACAGGGAUAGAUGUAGCAAUUGUGGAGGAGCAGAGACCAUAGAAAUAUCUUGCCUUAAGAAUAAUCAGUUUGGAGAGGCUUGGACCAUGACCAGCAGAUCAAAAAGUCCUGCAAACUCGCCAUGGGUGAAGAGUUUACCAUGAGGAAGAGAGCUUUCUUCUUCACAUACGCCCACUCCCUUAUUUCAAAAUCCCACAGACCCAAUUAAGGCAGUGCAAUUGCGCAGUCAUAUUAGGUAUUCAGCUGACUAUAAUACAAAG
Agelaius phoeniceus (red-winged blackbird) is the source of this 3623-nucleotide messenger RNA. The record is from RefSeq and is a predicted model, not a curated record. Lineage: Eukaryota; Metazoa; Chordata; Aves; Passeriformes; Icteridae.